UGAACGGCAGAGGAGCCGCUCUGGAAGCCGUCACCCUCCGGAUCCGAACAGUUCCUUCUUCCGCAAACACAGCUCUCUGCUCCCGUUUCUCGGCUAAUCAAUGCGGCGGCUCACUUCUGCCUUUCGUUUCCUGGCUCUGUUUGAAUUCCACCACUCAUUCGACAUUUAUGAGUGAUUGAUCCGGCGACAUGACGGCCAACAGCCGCUGUUCCGUCGCGGAGCCUCCGGGGCUGGAGACCCAGCGGCGAGAGAUCGAGUCUCUGCUGCGGGAGAGUGAGCUCCAAACGGGGGACAGUUGACACGAUCCAGGCGGCCGUGUGUCAGGCCUUCUCGGUGCCUCCGGGCUCAGAGUGUCGUCUGUGGAUGAAAAGUUCAGACAGCAGCUGUGAGCGUCUCAGGAACGUCCACAUGAGUGUGUUGGACUCCUGCCUGAGCUCAGGGAUGACGAAGGUGGGGCACUUUGCCUCUCAGUUCCUGGGCUACCAGCAGCACGACAGUCAGGAGCUGCUGUCCUUCCUGCUGGACGGGCUCCACGAGGAUCUGAACCGGGUCAAGAACAAGGAGUACAUCGAGCUGCGGGACGCCGACAGGAGACCAGACCAGGAAGUGGCCGAGGAGGCGUGGAGGAACCACCGGCGGCGGAACGACUCGGUGAUCGUGGACACGUUCCACGGCCUCUUCAAGUCCACGCUGGUCUGUCCCGAGUGCAACAAGGUGUCCGUGACCUUCGACCCCUUCUGCUACCUGAGCGUCCCACUUCCUGUCAGCAAAGAGCGCGUCAUGGAGGUCUUCUUCGUCUCUCUGGACCCCCACGCCAAACCUGUGCAGCACCGGGUCGUGGUUCCUAAAGCAGGGAAAGUGUCGGACCUCUGCGUCGCGCUGUCCGAGAUGAUCGACGUCCUGCCCAAACAGAUGGUGGUCGCUGACGUCUUCAACCAUCGUUUCUAUAAAAUCUACAACCCUGAAGAAUCUCUGAGCUGCAUCCUGGACCGAGACGACAUCUUUGUGUACGAGCUGAGCGUGCAGGACGAGGACGCGGUGCUGCUGGCGCUCUACCUGCGGGAGCGCUCUCAGUACCGGGACUACGGGUCGGGCAGCAGCUCRUACGGGACCACGCUGUUCGGACACCCGCUGCUGCUCCGGGUGCCGCGCGGCAGCUGCAGCCGGGAGGAGCUCUACCAGCUGUUCCUGCAGAGGCUGGUGCGCUACGUCAGACCUCCCGACCCCUCGGAGGAGCUGGAGGAAGAGGAGGAGGACGACGAUGAAGAGGAGCUGUAUAAGUCUCAAACGAACGGCUUCAGUGAUGACGAGAAGGAAGUCGAGGAGGCAGCCGGACCUGCAGCACCGCAGCCCUGCUGCAGCCACGCCCCCAACAACCAAUCAGACGCUGCCGCGCCCACAGAGGCGGAGCCUGAUGCCAGCUGCGCUCAGAGCUCUCUGGACCAGGGCGACGCCACCGUCAGCAACGGCUCGAUAAACCCAACMGGACCCGCCUGUGGCGCUGCCGCCGCCAACACCAGCACCGCUCCUGACGACACGAGCACCUGCGGGGACGCCGGAGUCGCCGCCGGCUCGGAGCCUCCAGCAGAACCGGCGCCGCCGAGCUGCGGCGCCACAGAAGGAAACGAAGAAGACAAGCAGGAGGAGGCRUGUUCUCUGAGCCCCCCGCCCAAUCAGCUGCCGGUGAAGAGGAGGGCGUGUCGGCGAAGGAGGAGGAGCCUGUUCACCAUCCAGGCGGUCAACUCCAACGGGACGACGGAGCGAGGGAUGGGAGAGGGAGGCAGCGCCGUGUCCUUCAGCUCUCAGCCGUACGUGGCCAUCGACUGGGACCAGGACAUGAAGAAGAGAUUCUACAACGAGAACGAGGCAGAGCGCUACGUGAAGCACAGCAGCAUGGAGGUUCCUCAGCAGCAGACCACAGUUCAGCUGCAGGAGUGCAUCGAGCUGUUCACCACCAGAGAGACGCUGGAGGAGGAGAACCCCUGACGAACGCCGCCUACGUCCUGUUCUACCAUCGACAGGACAAGAUCAGAAAACCCACUCUGCCCGCCCCCAACGAUGGCUCCGCCUCCUCUCACUUCGCCAACGACAUCACUUCCUGCAAAGACCAGGAGGCGGGGCAGGGCGCCUCCUACAUCACCAUGGAAACGGACUGAAUGAACCUCGAGUUAAAUGGAUUUAUUUAGUUUUUUCGGCCGCAGGGUUUUAUUUUAGUAUUUUCUGACUCAGGAAGUUUAGUUUUUGAUUUGAGCUGAAGUUUCAUUAAAUUCACAUUCCAAAGUUUAAUUGAAAGAAAAAAAGUACUUAUUUUAAUUAUUCCAGGUUUAAAAUGGAAGCCCCGCCCACCUGGAAGCAGCGGGAGCUCUGAUUGGUCAGUGUUUGAACCAAUGACUUUUAUCUUUGUAGAACUUAAAUCUUGUUUUCUGCAGUUUUUAUUUUUCAGCUCRUUAAAGCAGGUGAAUAUUUUCUGGUUGAACAAAGCUGUCAGGGAUAAAAAAUAUUUGUAUAUUUUGGUUUUCUGAUAUUUAUUUGUAUCAGAAUGACUUGAUGGACAGGAUUAUUUUCAUAUUUAUAGAAAAUGUUUUGGGUUGUGGAGUGUACAGUAUUUUUUUAUUGUAAUUAAAAGAUGAAUAUUCUCACCUGUGGGAGGGGGCGGAGCCAUUCUUUGGUCUUCCUGUCAAAUUUCAGAUGAAACUAUUUUAUUGUACUUUAAAUCUUUUGAUAUAAAUUAAAUAUCGUCAUGAGAACGAG
This is a messenger RNA of Austrofundulus limnaeus, 2751 nucleotides long. It is a transcript of the gene usp11, whose product is annotated as ubiquitin specific peptidase 11. The record is from RefSeq and is a predicted model, not a curated record. Gene Ontology annotation, molecular function: cysteine-type deubiquitinase activity. Gene Ontology annotation, cellular component: nucleus. Lineage: Eukaryota; Metazoa; Chordata; Actinopteri; Cyprinodontiformes; Rivulidae. Gene Ontology annotation, biological process: protein deubiquitination.